Monodelphis domestica (gray short-tailed opossum) is the source of this 4018-nucleotide messenger RNA. It is a transcript of the gene FAM180A, whose product is annotated as family with sequence similarity 180 member A. The record is from RefSeq and is a predicted model, not a curated record. NCBI's taxonomy places the organism in Eukaryota, Metazoa, Chordata, Mammalia, Didelphimorphia, Didelphidae.
AGAGUCCCCCAAUUCCAGGGAGAGCCCGGAUUGAGAGGUGUAGACUUCUGUCCCACCCAGGAGGGUAGGCAAGCCCUUCCUUCCAAGGGGAAGGCGUUUCUCCAUUUCUGCCAGAGGAAGGGCAAUAAGAAAGUUACAACUUUGGGGUCAAAUCAUUUGCUGCUGCAGCAUCCACAGAUAUUGGGGUUCUGGGUGGCUUUGAAGGUGUUUUCUUUUCUUAACAUCAAAGAUGUGUUGGAAGACCUUAAUGCUUCUCUUGCUAUAUUACAAUGCUCAGGCUACCCUGGCUCACAGAUGGAGCAGAGCUAUGCUCUUCCCCUCAGCUCAUCGGUCAAAGAGAUCGGCGUCAAGCCCAAUAAAUCCAGUACUUCAGAACUCUCUAGAGGAGGUAGAACUGCUCUAUGAGUUUCUUCUAGCUGAACUUGAGAUCAGCCAAGACUUAAGGAUCUCCAUCAAAGAUGAAGAACUUUCUUCUUUGCGCAAGGCCUCUGACUUCAACACCAUCUGCAACGAAAUCAUCCCCAAGAGCAUCACAGACAUUCGUCGACUGAGUGCCCAUCUCUCUGAGCGGGUCGGCGUCCUCAAGAGAGAAGACUUUGAACGGACAGCACUGACCCUAGCCUAUACCGCUUAUCGAACAGCCUUGGCCCAAGGGUUCCAGAAAGAUGUAUGGGCUCAGUCUCUCCUUAGCCUCUUCCAAGCUCUGAGACACGACUUGAUGAAGUCCUCCAGACCCAAGCGUUCCCAAUGAGAGACACCAGGAACACUGAGAAGGGGGAAAAUCAGCAACCCAGGGCUUUUCCUAGCUUGUCACACUAUAACCCCCCAAAAAAGGUCUUUAUUCUCUUAUCUUUUAACUUCCUUGUAGAAACAGGCAAUUGAAGCACAUUCUACUUGGAAAGAGAGGUAGUAAUCAGAGGGGGAAACAACCCACAAAACCCUGUCUUUCUUUACUCCCAGACUAUUUCCAACAAACACUGGCAUCAAGUCAAGAUUCUCUGGGCCAGUGUUUUUAAGGUACCACCAAAGAUAAAAUGGUUCACGCCCAGUGGCAUUUGGAAGACACACACAAGUGUCCUGAGAAACCAGCCUAGAUUCAGCAUAGAGCUGGAGGAGGAGGCUCAAUAAGUGUUGGGAAGAGGGAUUGAUUCUUCUUGUUUGGUGCUAAAUAAUUAAGAAACAAGAUUUAAAAGAUCUCUUUUUUCCAUUUUGCAUUGGUAGGAAACAGAGAUGCUUGAACUAUAAACAACAUUGUAUUAAACACAUCAAUGCAUUUCUCACUUUCUUCCACAAAAGCCACCAAAUGUACACCAGAUCAAAUACCACAAAUUCUGAGAUCUGAGCCUAAGUGUGAACUAGAGCAAAAUUCAGUAAUGCCCUCAUUUCUAGCAUUAGAAAGGAGGAAACUAGAUACGGGUGAAUUUUCCAGAUAACUAAAAGAUCCCCCUUCACAUGUCAAGUCUUUUAUAUUUAACCUUUUUAUGUAGAAAUUUUUCUAAAAUGUAUUAAAUAUUUCCCUGUCUUCUUAAACAGAGUAUAUUAAAAAUAACUUAAAUUUUUUUCUCUAUGGUUCAUGAUAGCUCAUUAUGAUCAUCAAUUAUUGUACUGUAUUCUGUAAUGUGAUAAUCCCUUCUGGGGCUCUGAGGAGUGCAGGGAUAUUUGCCCCUACACUAAAUGUUCCCAAGUUACAAUGCUUUCCUAAUUUUGUGUCUGGCUUUUAAAUUGUUCUAUUUUCCCAUACUGUCAGGCUCUCAGUUUUCAACUUUUUUUUUCCUAUUAUAUCCUAUCCUCCCUAACUGCCACCUCUCACUUACUACAGGCUAGAAAAUCAUAUAACUCAGCCAGAAUUGUGUGCUGAAUAAGUCAGUCAAUUUUCUGAGUAGGGAUCUCCUUCACAAGCCUCUGCAAACAGCCAUUUCAGCAGCAAAGAGAUCCUUUCGGCUUACCUCCAAGUUCAUUGCUAUGUUCUAGAGGGAUGAAGUUCCUUCAAGGUUGACCUCAAGAUAAGCAGGAAUUGGAGGCCUUGAAUUUGGUUAUCUCAAGGGCAACUUUAAGGACCCUGAUUUGAUCACGAUAAAGUCUGAUCUGGAUUUCUAUAAAUCUUGGGAUAAAUAAAGCUUUAUAUACCCAACCCAAAUAGCUUUUUCAGAGAAAUAGUAGUAGGCUGGCAGGAAAAAUAUAGUCACCAUCAAAAAAUGUUAUUUAUCUUCCUCCAAUCUCCACAGCUCUAUUUUGUUCUGGUUCAAAAAACCAAUGCCAGGACCUUUCUAUCUGUCUGUCUCUCUCUGUCCCUCAUCAUGUGUUAUCGUUCUUUCUGUUUCUUCCUAGAGAAAAUGGAACAUCUCAGGACCUGACAUGCUUUCUUCCAGUUCUUUUUUUCCUCAAUCUCUUUCCUUUUUAUUUAUUUAUUAUUAUUUUUUUUUUGGUGGAAAGAGGGAGAUGUUUGUGUUCAUAUCUCUCUAUCUCUAUGCCUGGCUCUGUUUAUCUCUUAGGUCUGUUUAUCUAACUUUGCCUCCCUGGGUCUGUUCUCUGAAUCUCUUUCCUAAUUAAUAUCAUACCCUUCUUUCAGUGAGUUCUUGGGAGGAUGAGAAGAGUUAAUUGCCUCAGAAUACCAAGAUGCUUACAUAUCUUUUGCUUUAGACUCCCCAGACAGGUAAUUGGGUAUCUGCCCCAUAACCUGCAAUGUCUGCUCCUUUCCUAAGCAUAAGUGUCCUGAAUCCUUAAGAGCUCUAAUGACCAGGUAUCCAAAGAAUGACCAGGUAUCUGCUCUCUAGGAUAUCCUUCUCUGGAAUGGCAUUUACCCACAAAUUAGCAGAACAUUUCCAAGAACUAUUCUGACCAUAAUUCAUGGUCAAACCAACCCAUAAUAGAGGUAGAUAUAUCAAUUCCAUUCCAUCCUAUCCAAAAAGCACUUAUUAAUCACUAAAGUGCCAGACAUAGUCCAUGCUAGACUCUGAGGAUAAAGAUUUCUAAAUAGCUAUAUAUUAAGACACUAUAUAAAUGAAUAAUUGAUUAUUUUGACCCCCAAAACACUGGCACAAUCUAAUUAUUCACCAACAAAAAAUGUAAAAUAGAUAAUGUUCUAUCAGAGAGUCUUAAUUCUAUGUGUCAAUCAAUGAUUGAAGAAAUAUAGAGGAAAAGGGGGGAAAGGAGCUCUCCUUGAAAUUUUAGGUAAUCAAUUUUUAAACAUUGUUUGCUUGAAUAUAAGCCAAACCUUUUUUUUUUUAAACUCAGAAAAAAUUCUGAAUACCUUUCUUUCUUCUAGGUACAAAAUAAAUUCAGACACUUUUCCCAUACCAAAACAAAAACCAGAAUCAAAUGAAUAUAGCAAAGCUAGAUAGUCCAGAUAGCCUUAAUCUUAUUAAGUCCUUGUUCUGAACAAUUAAAUUAACUAGCUGUAACCUAAAAGGUUAGCUUCAAGUAAGACUGCCUUAUGGUCAAAAUGAAAUGGUUGUUGGUUUGUGUGUGUCCAUUUGGAAUUUGCAAAUGAAUUAUCUAGCAAUAUUUUUGCCUCACUUCUACAUAAUUCUUCUAGAUAACUUCUACUAAGAAAUUCUGAGAGCUGAGAUAUUCUAAAAAUCAUCCUCCUGCCAUUCUCUAGAGAUAACAAAUCAUUUGGUCAAUAUAUCGGUUUUGAGAAACCUAUGUGGACAGAAUGGAUACUAGAUUCCGAGGAACCACAUAAUAUGUUCAUUAAUUUUCACUGCCAUGUGUUUGUACCCUGGAUAGAGUAAAAGAGAAUGUGAAAGUGGGGGUUCACUGUCGGGAUUGAUUUCCAUGAAUGAGCUAGCCUAAGCUUAACUUCCUUUUAAAAAACAAAGAUUACAGAACUCUGAAAGAAUCUCUAAUUUCUCCAUCUAUUUGGAUUUCCUAUGUUUCAUAAAAUCAUACUCUGGAAAUGACUUGCUUCUUCAGAAAGUGGAUACAGCCCCAAAAGGGAACUUUCUAUGUCACUGACCUCCCCAUUUUUAUUUACUAGAUUAUCAUAUCGGAUAUAAUAAAGAUGCUCUACCAUGUA